This is a messenger RNA of Labeo rohita (rohu), 2338 nucleotides long. RefSeq names its product tripartite motif-containing protein 16-like. The transcript has 6 exons. The record is from RefSeq and is a predicted model, not a curated record. Gene Ontology annotation, molecular function: zinc ion binding; protein binding. Lineage: Eukaryota; Metazoa; Chordata; Actinopteri; Cypriniformes; Cyprinidae. Bases 204 to 1808 code for a protein of 534 amino acids.
UGUGUGUGUGACAGAGAGACUGUACAGGAGCAAGAAUGAGGAACCUGCUUUACAGAUUCGCAGACAAACCUGUUUUAAACUCAAACGUGUGUUUGUCACUCAAACACAAAUCCAGGAAAAUAGUUCAACUCAUCAGUUUAGGGAAAGAGAAACUGAAGUGUAGUUGAGCUGUUGUGUGUUUGUCUCUGUAUUCAUGCAGUAAAAUGGCAGAGGCAGAUUUCUUGUGUCCAGUGUGUCUGGAUCUCCUGAAGGAUCCAGUGGCCAUUCCCUGUGGACACAGUUACUGUAAGAGCUGUAUUACAGGCUGCUGGGAUCAGGAGGAUCAGAUGAGAGUCUACAGCUGCCCUCAGUGCAGACAGACCUUCAGUCCAAGACCUGCUUUACUUAGAAUCACCAUCUUAGCUGAAGUGGUGGAGAAACUGAAGAAGACCAAACUUCCUGCUGACUGUUACGCUGGAGCUGGAGAUGUGCAGUGUGACGUCUGUACUGGAACAAAAUACAAAGCCAUCAAGUCCUGUCUGGUGUGUCUGAACUCUUACUGUCAGAAUCACCUUGAACAACAUGAGAGUUUCUUUAAAGGAAAGAGACACAAUUUGACUGAUGCCACUGGACGACUGCAGGAGAUGAUCUGCCAGAAACAUCAGAAGAUCCUUGAGGUUUUCUGUCGCACUGAUCAGAAAUGUAUAUGUGUGCUGUGUACGAUUAGUGAACAUAAAAACCAUGACAUUGUAUCAGCUGAAGAACAGAGGACAGAGAAACAGAAGCAGCUGAAGGAGACGCAGAAGACGUUCCAGCAGAGAAUCCAGCAGAGAGAGAAAGAUCUUCAGCAGCUGAGAGAGGCUGUGGAGUCUCAUAAGCGCUCUGCACAGACAGCAGUGGAGGACAGUGAGAGGAUCUUUACUGAGCUCAUCCGCUCCAUUGAGAGAAGCCGCUCUGAGCUGAUACGACUGAUCAGAGAUCAGGAAAAGCGAGCGGUGAGUCGAGAUGAAGAACGACUGGAGCGACUGGAGCAGGAGAUCAAUGAUCUGAGGAGGAGAGACACUGAGCUGGAGCAGCUUUCACACACACAGGAUCACAUCCAGUUCCUGCAGAGUUUCCAGUCUCUCUCAGCACCUCCUGAAUCUACAGACAUAAAUGACGAUCCCUUCAUUUCUCUCGUCUCUUUUGAUGGUCUGAGAGAAUCUGUCCAUCAGCUGAAAGACAAACUGAAGGAUUUCUGCAAAGAGGAGCUCAAGAAGAUCUCAGACAGAGCCACAUUCACCAGGACCAGGAAGGAGUUUCUACAAUAUUCCCAUCAGCUCACUCUGGAUCUGAACACAGUGAAUAAACGCCUCCGUCUGUCUGAGAACAACAGAGUGAUUACUAACACUGGCACAGAUCAGUCGUAUCCUGAUCAUCCCGACAGAUUUGAUGAGUAUUUUCAGGUGUUGUGUAGAGAGAGUGUGUGUGGACGCUGUUACUGGGAGAUUGAGUGGAGUGGAGAUGAUGGUGUGUUUAUAUCAGUGUCAUAUAAGAGCAUCAGCAGGAAGGGAGAUGAUGAGUGUUUGUAUGGAUAUAAUGAUCAGUCCUGGAGUUUGUACUGCACUCCCUUCAGUUUCUCAUUCAUACACAAUAACACAGAGACUGAUCUCCCUGUAAAGUCCAUCAGCAGUAGAACAGGAGUGUUUGUGGAUCACAGUGCAGGAACUCUGUCCUUCUACAGCGUCUCUGACACAAUGAGCCUCAUCCACACAGUCCAGACCACAUUCACUCAGCCGCUCUAUCCUGGGUUUUAUGUUUUUUCUGAUUCAUCAGUGAAACUGUGUUGAUGAAUUAGAACAGAUUGAUGAGAGAUUCUACCCAUAAUGCUUUGAGCUGAUGAAUCAGUAACAGUGAGAUGUUAUAGAGUCUCUUCUUUUCUCUUCAUGACAUUAAUACUGCAGUCAGAAUAAAUGUUUGUAAUCAUAGAGACAAUAAGAUCAGUGUGUGUGUGUGAAUCCUGCUUAGUGACCAUGUGUUUCUUUGCUUUUCUCAACCUCUGUUUGUGUUGAUGAAAGUCAGAUAUUUAGUUAUUAUUGUAGUUUCAUAUUUGUUUAUUAUUACUAUCAAAAUGACUUUUUAAUUCAAAUGAUCAGAGACAGUCAAUAAAUUAUUUUCAUUAUUCACCUUAUGUUGCCCCAUUUCAGAAAAAUGUUCCAUGAAUGAUGUAUAAAUGGUGUUUUUGUGCCAGCAUUUUGAAAACACCCUGAAAAGAUUUUUGUAUCCUGGGGGCCACAGACAUUUGAGGAAUGUUGAAAUGGUGUUUAUUGUUAAUAUUUAGAUCGGAUGACUUUAUUUGUACAUUCUUUGUUUUCUUUAC